Messenger RNA from Solanum dulcamara, 591 nucleotides. RefSeq lists its product as uncharacterized. The record is from RefSeq and is a predicted model, not a curated record. The transcript has a single exon. The coding region runs from base 1 to 591 and encodes 196 amino acids. Lineage: Eukaryota; Viridiplantae; Streptophyta; Magnoliopsida; Solanales; Solanaceae.
AUGGAGGCUAAGCAAGUAACUGAACAAUUGCAACAGGCAAGGAGUAAAAGGGGUAACAUGGUUAGGCAAACAUACCUGCACAUAAUAGGGGAGCAACCAAGAUUGCAGUGGAAGUGCCUUUUGUUCAAGAAUGUAGCUAGACCUAAAGCUUAUUUUAUCAUGUGGCUCAUGCUUCAGAAGAGAUUAAUGACUACAGACAGAUUAACUAAAUGGGGAAUGAAGGUGUCAAAGAAGUGUGUACUGUGUCAAAUGACAGAUGAAAUCAUAGAGCAUUUAUUUGUGCAAUGCCAAUUCUCCAUCUGCCUAUGGAACAGGUUACUUGCAUGGAGCCAUAACCAUGAUCCUAUUCCUGCUAAUUGGGAUCAAUUUCUGAAAUGGUGUAUUCGGCAUGGGAAAGUGAAAGUUGUAGCAACUCAAAUCUUCAAAAUCAUUCUGGCAAAAUGUGUGUAUGCGAUAUGGAUUGAGAGAAACAAUAGAGUAUUUCAGAAGAAAAGUAGCUCUGUAGAGUAUAUGGCUAAAGAGAUAGCCUACAUCACUAUAGUUAGAGCUAAGUCCACCUUAAGAAAUGUAUUGAAUAGCUUCAUUUUUUGA